AUGGCAGCAAGACAAUCAUCAAUGAUGGGCCCAGGUGGAGCAGGUCGCCAAUCGAUGUACCCACAAUCCAACAACCCAGCAAACAUCAUGUUUGGCGGUCCUUCCUCUUCGGCCAAUCAAGCACGACUCAUCUCGAAACAGGCCGAGCUUGAAGGUCUUCGUGCAUUGAAAGAUCAGUCGGCAAAGAUGGUCAAGGAGCUGGAGAGGUUGGCUGAGAAAGUGGAUAUCAUGGCUGAUGGCGGCGAUUCAAUCGCAUCGGUCAUGGGCUCGUGGCAAGGCGUCUUCCGUGCUAUUCAGAUCGCUCGAGCUUCGACACUGUUCAUGAACCCAGGUGGAACAGAGGGCAACAACAGCGCAGACACCUCCGCCGAACAAGAAGAAGACGACGACGACCUGUACAACUACGGCCCUGCACCCACAAGCAAACCUGCACUCAUCGACACAAUGGUCAGAAUCCCUAUCGACCUUGAUGGCGCUAUUGCUCGAUCGAAGGAUGAAAACCCUGCCGAUAGCUCUGCUUCUGUUUCUGCAUCUACUUAG
This is a messenger RNA of Ustilago hordei, 540 nucleotides long. RefSeq lists its product as uncharacterized. Gene Ontology annotation, cellular component: mitotic spindle; mitotic spindle midzone; DASH complex. Lineage: Eukaryota; Fungi; Basidiomycota; Ustilaginomycetes; Ustilaginales; Ustilaginaceae. The record is from RefSeq and is a predicted model, not a curated record. Gene Ontology annotation, biological process: mitotic cell cycle; attachment of spindle microtubules to kinetochore. The coding region runs from base 1 to 540 and encodes 179 amino acids. The transcript has 3 exons.